Molecule: messenger RNA, 1125 nt
Organism: Nanorana parkeri
Lineage: Eukaryota; Metazoa; Chordata; Amphibia; Anura; Dicroglossidae
Product: interferon-induced GTP-binding protein Mx2-like
Exons: 10
Coding region: 1-1125 (374 amino acids)
Biological process (GO): defense response to virus
Cellular component (GO): microtubule; cytoplasm; nucleus
Molecular function (GO): GTP binding; GTPase activity; microtubule binding
Source: RefSeq, a predicted model, not a curated record
AUGCGGAUGUACCAGCUCAACAAUCUUAGUUUAGAAAGUGGAUGGGGAAAGAGGGGGGAGAUAGAGACUGCUCAAGUCAUCAUGCGUGGCAAGGUUUCGGAAACUGUCCGAUCCCUUCAUCAGAACAUUAUAGCCGGUACAAAUCAUGGAAUCAGCGAUGAGCUGAUAACCCUGGAAAUUGUCUCUCCUGAUGUUCCUGAUCUCACUCUAAUCGAUCUACCCGGCAUCACCAGGAUCGCAAUGCCAAACCAACCUGAAGACAUCGGAAAACAGAUCAAGCUGAUGAUCAAGAAAUACAUAUCAAGACAAGAGACCAUCAAUUUGGCUGUGGUCCCUUGUAAUGUAGAUGUUGCAACAACUGAGGCUCUGGAAAUGGCCCGAGAAGUGGAUCCUACCGGAAACCGCACUAUAGGAAUUCUGACCAAACCUGACUUGAUUGACAGAGGAACAGAAAUGCAACUUUUGCGCACAGUCCAGAAUCAGGUGUAUCCUCUUACGAAGGGCUACAUGACUGUGAAGUGUCGGGCACAGUUAGAAAUCCAGGAAAACAUUUCCCUGCAAGAAGCACUAGAAAAUGAAAAAGCGUUCUUUGAAAACCAUCAGCACUUCAGAGCUCUUUUAGAAGAUGGACUGGCUACAAUCCCCAACCUGGCGGAAAGACUCACCAAAGAACUUGUGAUUCAUAUUGCGAGAACAUUGCCUAAUAUAAUAUGUCAGAUCAAUACUAAACUCCGUGAGGCAGAGGAUAAACUGAAUUUGAUUGGUCGAGGUCUGCCUGAUUCAGAAGAUGACAAAAUCCUCUUUCUUGUAAAGAUCUCUACUGCGCAUGCGCCUGCCCCAUCAUCCUGCCCGGCUGUACGAGAAGCCUCAGAUCUUCAGACAAGAGCGAGCAGCGGAGACUCGGUUGUGCAUGAACUGAAGAAGGACAAGAAUAUUUAUGACAAUCAGUACCGUGGACGGGAGCUCUAUGGGUUCAUCAACUACAAGAGAUUUGAGAACAUCUUGGAGAAGCAGAUACUGUCAAUUCAGGAACCUGCCAUUAAGAUUCUGCAUGAAAUCAGCAACCUUUCUGCCCGCCUCGGCUGUGACUACGGCUCAGCCGAGCUGAAGCAUAAGCAUAUGUGA